GCGGAGAAAAGAAAUAUACUGUAUAAAGCCCGGCUUAGAGAUAACAGAUCUGGAGUAUAGUGUUUUUUGCCGCCCACAGUGCGUCAUCUGGUCAUCUGAUCUCCGUCAAUAUGGGAGAAAUUCAACUGCGAUUAUCUCUGGCAAUCUUUACUGUCAUCCUGCUAAUUGGAGGCAUCAAAUCGGAGGAGAAGUACCACUACCUGAUCAAGGAGUUCGUGGUGCCGCUGGAUCACUUCAGUUUCCUGAGCAAUGCCACCUUCAGCAUCCGGUACUUGUACAACGACUCGUUUGUGAGGGACCAGAGCAAUGCCCGCACUCCGAUUUUAUUCUACACCGGAAACGAGGGGGACAUUGAACUCUUUGCCCAGAAUACCGGAUUCCUGUGGGAGGAGGCGGAGCGGAAGCAUGCGUUGGUGGUCUUCGCCGAGCACCGGUACUAUGGGAAAUCCCUGCCCUUCGGGAAAUCCACUUUCAACACCAGCAUGCCAGAACACUUGGCCUACUUCACCGUGGAGCAGACCCUGGAGGAUUACGCCAUGCUGAUCACUUACCUGCGCAACGGCACCCAGAGACCGGUGGUGACCUUUGGUGGAUCUUAUGGCGGCAUGUUGGCCGCCUGGUUCCGCAUGAAGUAUCCGCAUCUGGCCGUCGGAGCUUUGGCUGCCUCGGCUCCCAUUCUACAGUUCCCCGGAAUAACCGAUUGCGAUAUUUUCUACCGGAUUGUGACAUCUGUUUUUGCGAACGCCUACAAUUCCAACUGUACGGUGAACAUUGCCAAGUCAUGGCGAGUUUUUGAGACCCUGGGAGGGACGGAUGCGGGAAAGAAGCAAAUCUCCGAUGCCUUCAACUUGUGCUCUCCGGUAAAAAGCGAUGCGGAUCUGAAGAAGUUCCUGGACUAUGUGGAGGAGGUCUAUUCCAAUCUGGCCAUGGUUAACUAUCCCUACAGCAGCAGUUUCCUGGCUCCAUUGCCGGCCUUUCCCGUGAGGCAGGUGUGUUUCUAUCUGAAGGAUCUGCACACCACCGAUGCGGAUUUGCUGCACACCAUGGCCAGUGCCUUGGCGGUGUACACCAACUUCACGGGAACCACCAAGUGCCUGGACAUUUCCGCCACCUCGAAUGCCGACGAGUCCGGUUGGAACAUACAGACCUGCAACCAGAUGGUUAUGCCUUUCUGCUCCAACGGCACUGAGACCAUGUUCCGUCCCUCCACCUGGAACUUCAACGAAUUCUCCGAGAAGUGCUACAAGGAUUACCGCCUCACGCCAAAGCCCUACGACAUUAUUCUGCGCUAUGGCGGGAAGAACAUCGAAGCCGCUACCAACAUCAUUUUCAGCAACGGCUUGCUGGAUCCCUGGAGCGGUGGUGGCGUCUUGCAGGCACCCAACGACAAAAUCCAUGUGAUUAUCCUGCCGGAAGGAGCUCAUCAUCUGGAUCUGCGUCGCAGCGAUCCCGCCGAUCCGCCUUCUGUGAGGGAUGCCCGCAACAAGGAGUCGGCUAUCAUAGCCCGUUGGAUUGAGGAGUUCUGAACCGGGAAGGAGCAUGGCCAUACUACUAUUGAACAAAUUUAAUAUUUUAACAUUAUAAUUUCAUUAAAUACCAAUUAAUUUUUAAUGGUAUAACCAUAAAUGUAGGGAGUUACUGAUUUUUCGACAAAAAAAACUUAAAAAUCGAAUAAAUGUCUACACUUUUUAAA
Molecule: messenger RNA, 1693 nt
Organism: Drosophila ananassae
Lineage: Eukaryota; Metazoa; Arthropoda; Insecta; Diptera; Drosophilidae
Product: lysosomal Pro-X carboxypeptidase
Exons: 1
Coding region: 111-1526 (471 amino acids)
Biological process (GO): proteolysis
Molecular function (GO): serine-type exopeptidase activity; dipeptidyl-peptidase activity
Source: RefSeq, a predicted model, not a curated record